CUAAGCUUGCAGCUAAGUUCAAACAAUAUGACUGCAACAAAUCAAAUGCUUUUUCAUAUCUUUCUGGCUACGGUGCUAGUAAAUGCGUUACUAGAAACUUCUGUAGCAUAUGAACAUGGUCCAGAACAUGAUGAAGAUCCAAAGCAUCAUCACAGCGAUGCAGCAAAUGAAACUGAUGGUCAUGAACGAAAAUUCCAUUGGCCUAGCUCAGUGACCAUAGGAAUUCAUCGUGAAGCAAAUGUCGAUGGGCCAGACCAUUCUAAUCCAGGAAAUGACACUGUUGAUGGGGCUAGGAAAUUCCAUUGGCCAAGUUCUGCCUCUUUAACUAUCCAUCGUGCUGGCCAAGUCGAUUCAGAUGCUGCAAGACAAAUGGAUGGACCAAAUGCUCCAGGAAACUACACAGAUGGUGAAAGAAAAUUUCACUGGCCAGGCUCAGUAAGCUUUGAAAUCCAUCGUGAAGCAAAAGUCGACGGACCAGACCAUCCAACUCCAGGGAAUGACACUGAAGAUGGUGAAAGAAGAUUCCGUUGGCCGAGCUCAAUGGGUUUCACAAUCAGUCGCGCUGGACCAGCAAUGCAUCAUGGGAAUCCACUAGCACCAGAAGGUGACAAACCUGACCAAGAGGAUAAGUCAUUCGGAUUCUCACCGGUAUUAGUGCCAUGCAAUCAUACAACUCAGGCCGGCCAUAGAUGUGCUGACUGCACCCACACCCUGCUGUGUUACUCCAACAACCUGGGUGUCAAACGCGACUGCGGCCCGCGGUACUGUGAUGAUGGGAGAUGCUCCUCGCAACCCACUGCCAAUUGUGCCGACGCAUCAAACGAAUAAUAUUUAAAAACAUCUACCAAAUAAUACCAAAUGCUGUUAUACUGUUACCGAAUUGUUAAACCAGAAUUUAUCAAUAAAUAUAAUCACGCAAAGUA
Molecule: messenger RNA, 923 nt
Organism: Aricia agestis (brown argus)
Lineage: Eukaryota; Metazoa; Arthropoda; Insecta; Lepidoptera; Lycaenidae
Exons: 4
Coding region: 28-828 (266 amino acids)
Source: RefSeq, a predicted model, not a curated record